Molecule: messenger RNA, 1723 nt
Organism: Vitis vinifera (wine grape)
Lineage: Eukaryota; Viridiplantae; Streptophyta; Magnoliopsida; Vitales; Vitaceae
Product: syntaxin-32
Exons: 5
Coding region: 368-1384 (338 amino acids)
Biological process (GO): endoplasmic reticulum to Golgi vesicle-mediated transport; vesicle fusion; intracellular protein transport
Cellular component (GO): endomembrane system; Golgi membrane; SNARE complex
Molecular function (GO): SNARE binding; SNAP receptor activity
Source: RefSeq, a predicted model, not a curated record
AGCAAGGUGUGGUGUGAGCAUUAAGUUCGGGGUCUGAAUAGCACUUGUAUGCGUAUAUAUAAUUUAAAUGCUGUAAACAUUUUAACCAUGAACAUAAUUAAGGUGUUGUAACGGGGUAGCCUUGAGAGAGUAGGCGUUGGAAUCAUUUCAUCUUCAAAGCAAAUCGCAAUUUCCCCGAAACACUAUGCAGAUCCACUCUGCUCUCUUCAAUUCAUAAUUUGCGUGCUAGCUAAGUCUUUCCUCUCAAAUUUACAAAUCCUAAACACUCCUCCAACCAGAUCUAGGGUUAGGGUUUCAGAUCUCGGCAUUUUCACUCUGAUCGCCCUCGUAUUGAUGCAAUUGUAUACGAUUUGGCCUUCCUUUUGAAAUGUCCAUGAAGUCAGCGCAGUCGUCUUACCGCGAUCGAACGCAAGAGUUUCUGAACGUUGCCGAGAGGCUCAAGAAGUCAUUCUCUUCGGCUGCGCCGAAUGCGGUGACCAGUAGUGGCGCGAAGCCCGACGGAACGCGAUCUUCGCUCGCUAUUCAGAAGGAAUUCAAAGACAGGGCUUCGCGGAUUGGAUAUGGGAUUCAUCAGACCUCGCAGAAGCUCGCCAAGCUAGCGAAAUUGGCAAAGAGGACAUCAGUUUUUGAUGAUCCAACAAUGGAGAUCCAAGAAUUGACAGCUGUUGUCAAGCAGGAUAUUACUGCACUAAAUGCAGCUGUAGUGGACCUACAACUCCUUUGUAACUCCCAAAAUGAAAGUGGCAACAUCUCAAGCGACACAACCUCCCAUUCAACAACAGUUGUAGAUGACUUAAAAAAUCGCUUGAUGAGCGCGACAAAGGAGUUCAAAGAUGUUCUCACCAUGCGAACAGAGAAUUUAAAGGUUCAUGAGAACAGAAGGCAGUUGUUUUCUUCAACUGCUUCAAAAGAGUCCACAAAUCCUUUUGUUCGCCAGCGUCCAUUGGCUGCAAAAUCAACUGCUACUGCAUCAUCAUCCCCUCCUCCUUGGGCCAAUGAAUCUUCAUCCUCAUCUCCCCUCUUUCCAAGGAAACAGGGAAAUGUGGAAUCUCAACCAUUGCUGCAGCAGCAGCAGCAACAACAACAGUUGGUUCCUCUGCAAGACAGUUACAUGCAGAGCCGAGCUGAAGCUCUUCAAAAUGUGGAGUCAACCAUUCAUGAGCUUAGCAACAUCUUCACACAACUGGCUACUAUGGUUUCACAGCAAGGAGAGCUUGCAAUCAGGAUUGAUGAGAACAUGGAGGAUACACUGGCAAACGUGGAAGGAGCACAGGGACAACUGGUCCGGUACCUUAACAGCAUAUCAUCCAAUCGAUGGUUGAUGAUCAAGAUAUUCUUUGUAUUGAUUGUAUUUCUUAUGAUUUUCUUAUUUUUUGUGGCAUAAGAAUAUUUUUAAAAAAUAGGAAAAUAAAGGGAACAAUAGAGCAUUUCCUUUUUUACUUUUUGCAAUUGCUCCUUCAUAGAAAAUGGGGAAUGCCCUCCAAGAAAAAAGUGUUAUACUUUAUCUAAGAAAAAGAGGUCAAAUUUUGAUGUGCCGAUGCUCCUAAUUAGAGAGGUUGUCAUCCUAUUAUUGAAAAAGUGGGAGCCAUCAUCAUCAUUAUCAUUGGUAUUAUUAUCAUUGACAAAUGAAUCUGAUGGUGUAAAUUCUGUUUCCUGUUCAAUGACAUUGUUUUUGCCUCGUUUUUUCUCGGCAAUAUAUGGAGAGUUGGACUCUGCUUGCUUA